Molecule: messenger RNA, 3130 nt
Organism: Pseudopodoces humilis (Tibetan ground-tit)
Lineage: Eukaryota; Metazoa; Chordata; Aves; Passeriformes; Paridae
Gene: TOR3A
Product: torsin family 3 member A
Cellular component (GO): nuclear envelope; endoplasmic reticulum lumen
Molecular function (GO): ATP hydrolysis activity; ATP binding
Source: RefSeq, a predicted model, not a curated record
AUGGGCCGGGGCAGGCCCGGCGGGCUCGGCCGCUGUGUCCUGGUGCUGCUGCUGCUCCUGGGCGGCUCGGGCAGCCCCGGGACUAGGCCACCGCCCCGGGAGCCCUGGGCAGAGGAGCAGGGACCCGUCCCGGAGCGGGGACCGUGGGGCAGGGUGAGGUACGAAGCCGUGAAGAAGCAUUUGGGAGCUGUGGGCGCUCUCUCCAGGCAGUACUGGCGGUACCUGGCGUGCAAGGUGUGGCAGGAGGGCUGCGAGGAGGAGGACGAGGAGGAGGAGAAGCAGCGAGAACGAGAGGCCGGCCCCAUCCCAGGCUGGGGCUUCCCUCUGGUGGGCCAGGAUUACCUGGAGAUCCUCUCUGCCUGGUACUGCAGCUUCGGCAAGUGCUGUGAGACAGGAGACUGCAGGAUAACCAACAACAUCACAGGGUUGGAGGCAGACCUCAGUGGGCAGCUCCACGGGCAGCACUUGGCCAAGGACGUGGUGGUGCGGGCAGUGCGGGGGUUCCUGCAGAGCCCACGGCCCCAGAAGGCUCUGGUCCUGUCCUUCCAUGGCUGGUCUGGCACAGGGAAGAACUUUGUGGCUCGGAUGAUGGCCAGUCACCUGUACCGGGACGGGCUGAAGAGUGACUGUGUCAGGGUGUUCGUCUCCCUCCUCCACUUCCCACAUCACAACUACGUGGACUCCUACAAGGUCCAGCUGCAGAGGCAGAUCAGCGAGACCGUGCAGCGCUGUGGGCAGGCCCUGCUCAUCUUCGACGAGGCCGAGAAGCUCCAUUCCAGCCUCCUGGAUGCCAUCAAACCCUUCAUGGCUCAACACGACAGCCAGGGCCAGGCAGAUCCACAGAGAUCCAUCUUCCUCUUCCUCAGUAAUCUUGGUGGCAACACCAUCAAUGAGGUCGCCCUGGACUUCUGGCGAGCCGGCCGGGCACGGGAGGAGAUCUCCUUGGAGCUGCUGGAGCAGCGGCUGCGGCUGGAGCUGCAGGAGGCUGCAGAGAACAGUUAUGCCCACAGCCACCUCCUCAGAGAGAACCUCAUCGAUUUCGUGGUGCCGUUCCUGCCUCUGGAGUAUCAGCAUGUGAAGCUCUGUGCACGGGACGCCUUCCUGGCCCGCGGGUUUCCCUACACCGAGGCAACACUGGAUGAGGUGGCCCAGAUGAUGGUUUUUGUCCCCAAAGAGGAGAAGCUUUUCUCUGCACAGGGCUGCAAAUCCGUGCCCCAGCGCAUCAAUUACUUCCUUCCUUGAACACCAGGUGGGAGCACUGGUGUUUCUGCACUCUGGGAGCUGCUCUCUUUGCACAGGGUCAGAAGCAAAUGGCCCAGCCAGGCACUGCACAGGGACUUAACAGAGACUUAAACCCCCCAUUACUCCCAGGGCUGUUGCAGUGAAGGAGGUGCAUCCCUUACUCCUGGGAUGUGGGGACAGCCUGUGCUCAGCUGCAUUUGGAGUCUAUCUGGUGUUUUAAAUCCCUUCUUUUAGCUGGCAGUAGCCUGAAGGGGUGGUGGGGUUCUGCUGGCAGAUGCUGUGAGUGGGGACUGGGAAUGUCCAAGUCCUUGGUUUGUUGCUGUGUGGUGGAGGGAGGCCUUGGACAGGCUGGUCCUGUUGAGACAGUGUGGCCAAAGCCACGUCCCUGUCCCCAGUUUUCUCUGUCACUUUACAAGAACACCCAGAACUGUUUUGCUGGAGUUGAGUUUUUCCCCUCUAUUGAUCUCACGCCUUUCUAAGGUGUCUGGUGCUCAGGGACACGUGGGCCAGGAUCAUAGUCUGUGCAGGGAGAAAAGGACUGAAAAAUCUCCUCUGGAGAUGCCAGAUCCAAGCUCUCACCUUGGAGUGUCCACCUCUCACUGGAGUCUUCCGUUGUAUGGAAGCAGCUGCCGGGGUGAGGGGAUCUUCUGCUGCAAUUAUUUUUCUGAGUGGGUUGGUGAAGAGCCCAUUUCCUUCACUGCAAAACCAAAAAGGGGAGAGAACUCCUCUGCCAAAGGCCAAGUGCAGGUGAGGAGGGUGGUGGCUGAAGCAUCAGGCUGCAGUUGAAUGUGAAUUUUCAUGGAUGCAGUGAAAGCUUGACUUUUUUCCUUCCUUUUUACGUUUUUCUCUUCAGUACAUUUCAUGGUGUGUUUUUUUUAGCUGCUAUCAGCAUUAUUAUUAAUAUUAUUAUUAUUACUACAAGGGGCUGUUUGCUGUCUGGAUACUCACCAGGUGAUAAACGUGUUGCAGCAGCUCCCAAAAAAUUUCAUCAGUGUUACUGGAAUCACUCUCUGACCUCUGGGUCAAAACUCCCUUCCAACAGGGCUGUGCUGGCGAGGAGUGAAACAGCACCUGCCAAGGACAGGGCUUGGCUUCCCAGCCACCCCCAUGGGGGGACCUUUGGUCUAUUUUAAGCUUUGACCCAUUUUGUGGUGCCAGUGAUGAGCAGCACGACCUCUGGGAAAGAUUGACCAGACAGACACGUCCGAGCCCUGCAGACUUUGAGUCCUGCUUCCCUCCGGGCACGCUGGCUCCGUUACCUAACAGGCUUCAUAGUCCAAGGCAGAGAUGAGCCAGCUGUUUUCCCACUGCUCACAGUGCAGCUGUGUGGAAUGGAUCUUCAGGCUGUGCCAGCGUGUGUGAUCAGGCAUUUCUGAGACUUGGUUUAUGGUUAAUCUCAGGUGUCAUAAACCUGGGAAACAUCAGGGCAGGGGCAGGGAGGCUGCUGCCUCACAGGACACAACUGGGGUUGUGUUUGGUCACCUGGGCAGAAAGUUUAGCAAGCUGUUGGCUGAAGGUUAGUUGCCAAAAGGUUGUGUCAGCCAGGAUAACCUGGGACUUUUAAUAAAUGUCAAGAAGUGUUCAGCUGGGUUAGGCUGCCACAGGCUGGGGUGGCAGGAGGGCGGUGGGGACUGUUUGAGGCAGGCACGGAGCAGCUCUGAGGGAGGUGGUGACAUUGAGGAGGGCGAGGCAAGAGCUGUGCUUUGCUGGGUCACAAAUGUGUGUGUCACACUUGGGUGAGCUCUGAUCAGCAAGAGGUGCUCUCUGACCAGGCCAGGGCAACGGUUUGGUUCUAAACAGAUACUGCAUAAAUAAAGAUACUGCUUUUUUUUGCAACCUGCUGGAAUUAAAUUAUCUUUUUAAUGAUUUCUUCUACCCAAAUGAAUGA